Molecule: messenger RNA, 735 nt
Organism: Procambarus clarkii (red swamp crayfish)
Lineage: Eukaryota; Metazoa; Arthropoda; Malacostraca; Decapoda; Cambaridae
Source: RefSeq, a predicted model, not a curated record
AUGUUCGACACUUUGACUGAUAAUAUUGCUUGUACAAACACCGAGAACAUUAUUAUCCAUAAGAAAUUUUUAGUUACAACUGGACUAUCAGAACUUGACGACGACCUCGACAAGCAGUCAGAACUUGACGACGACCUCGACGAACAGUCAGAACUUGACGACGAACUCGAUGAACAGUCAGAACUUGACGACGACCUCGACGAACAGUCAGAACUUGACGACGACCUCGACGAACAGUCAGAACUUGACGACGAACUCGACGAACAGUCAGAACUUGACGACGAACUCGACGAACAGUCAGAACUUGACGACGACCUCGACGAACAGUCAGAACUUGACGACGACCUCGACGAGCAGUCAGAACUUGACGACGACCUCGACGAGCAGUCAGAACUUGACGACGACCUCGACGAGCAGUCAGAACUUGACGACGACCUCGACGAACAGUCAGAACUUGACGACGACCUCGACGAACAGUCAGAACUUGACGACGACCUCGACGAACAGUCAGAACUUGACGACGAACUCGACGAACACUCAGAACUUGACGACGAACUCGACGAACAGUCAGAACUUGACGACGACCUCGACGAACAGUCAGAACUUGACGACGACCUCGACGAACAGUCAGAACUUGACGACGAACUCGACGAACACUCAGAACUUGACGACGAACUCGACGAACAGUCAGAACUUGACGACGACCUCGACGACGGCUCAGCGAAGAAUCGCUGA